This is a messenger RNA of Jatropha curcas, 459 nucleotides long. RefSeq names its product blue copper protein 1a. The record is from RefSeq and is a predicted model, not a curated record. Lineage: Eukaryota; Viridiplantae; Streptophyta; Magnoliopsida; Malpighiales; Euphorbiaceae. Gene Ontology annotation, molecular function: electron transfer activity. Gene Ontology annotation, cellular component: plasma membrane.
AUGGCUUCUGAUCAGGCUUUCAUCAUCUUCGUGCUCUUUGUUGCCAUUGCUCCAAUCACAAUUUUAGCAGAAGAGCACGUAGUAGGGGAUGAAUAUGGGUGGACUCCUGGGUUUGAUUACCAGGCUUGGGCUAAAGACAAGACCUUUCAAGUUGGAGACAAACUUGUUUUCCAAUACCCUGUUGGUGCCCACAAUGUGUUCAAAGUGAAUGGAACUGCGUUUCAAAACUGCACUAAGCCACCACUGCAAGAGGCUCUGACUACAGGAAAUGACACAAUCAUUUUAGCAACACCAGGAAGGAAAUGGUAUAUUUGCGGCGUAGGCAAGCACUGUCUUGGUGGCCAAAAACUUGCUAUAACUGUGCUAUCUCAAGAUUAUGCAUGGUCAGCCCCGGCUCCUUCUCCACUCAGCACCACAGAACCAAGUGCAACAAGAAGGCCAUUCUUGAACUUCCAUUAG